GGAGAAAAGGCAAAGGAAUAAAAAUAAGUUAGAGCGAUGUGGGGUUCAGGUCUGUUGCUCCUGCUGGUCGGACUCUGGCAUCAAUCCCAUGCUCAGAACUCUGACCCCAUGCUUCAGGAUGUAACACAGACUAUGCUUCCACCUGAUGGCCUUCACAAUCCAACACAGCUCAAUUAUGGGAUGGCGGUAACUGAUGUGGAUGGUGACGGCGACCUAGAAGUGGUGGUGGCAGGGUAUGACGGCCCCAACCUGGUUUUGAAGUAUGACCGCACCCAGAACAGGCUGGUAAACAUUGCUAUUGAUGACAGUAACUCUCCAUACUAUGCACUGAGGGACCGAGCAGGGAACGCCAUUGGAGUUACUGCCUGUGAUGUGGAUGGAGACGGACGUGAGGAGAUCUACUUCCUCAACACAAACAAUGCCUACUCUGGACGGGCAACUUACUCAGACAAGCUCUUCAAGUUUCGUAAUGGCCGAUUUGAGGAUCUGCUCAGUGACGAGCUCAAUGUGCGUCGUGGCGUUGCUAAUCGCAUGGCAGGACGCUCUGUGGCAUGUGUCGACAGAAAGGGAACUGGCCGCUACUCCAUCUACGUGGCCAACUAUGCCAGUGGCAACAUCGGCCCCCACGCCCUCUUAGAAAUGGAUGAGGCUGGCAGUGAUUUGACCAAGGGCAUCAUUGCUCUGUCUGACGUAGCUGCUGAAGCUGGAGUGAACAAGUACACUGGCGGCCGUGGCGUGGUGGUUGGACCAAUCCUAAGCCAGUCAAGAUCGGAUGUGUUCUGUGACAAUGAGAACGGACCCAACUUCCUGUUUAAGAACAAUGGAGAUGGGACUUUUGUUGAUAUGGCCAGAAAGGCAGGUGUGGAGGACCGAUACCAGCAUGGCAGAGGAAUAGCACUAGCUGACUUCAAUGGUGAUGGAAAGACGGACAUCGUCUACGGCAACUGGAAUGGCCCACACAGACUUUUCCUGCAGGGCAGCGACUUUAAAUUCCGGAAUAUUGCUACUGGAGGAUUUGCCACCCCCUCCCCUAUUCGCACGGUCAUCGCUGCAGACUUUGAUAAUGACAAGGAGCUGGAGGUGUUUUUCAACAAUAUUGCCUACAGAGGCAACGCCCCCAACAGGCUGUUCAGGGUGUCGAGGAGAGCUGAUGCAGACCCUGUGAUCCAGGAGCUUAAUGUGGGAGAUGCUGCAGAGCCACAAGGAAGAGGAACAGGUGGCACUGUGACAGACUUGGAUGGGGACGGACAGCUGGACCUGCUGUUGGCUCACGGCGAGAGCGCCCAGCAGCCGAUCUCUGUCUUCAAGGUCACGCAGGGCUCGUCCAAUAACUGGCUGCGUAUCAUCCCUCGCACCAAAUUUGGCUCUUUUGCUCGAGGUGCCAAGGUAACAGCCUUUACCAAACAGAGUGGGGCCCAAACACGCAUCAUAGAUGGAGGCUCAGGGUACCUGUGUGAGAUGGAGCCUGUUGCCCACUUUGGCUUAGGAAACGAUGUGGUGACCGUACUGGAGGUCUCUUGGCCUGAUGGCAGCUCCCUCACUCGUGUCGUUCAGCCUGCUGAAAUGAACUCAGUGGUGGUAGUAGCCUAUCCCACAGGGAGGGAAAUGUCUGUGCUUGCCAAUGACACACAGUGUGGUAAAGGCUUUACUGUCAAGAACGGCCGCUGCGCAGGUAUUUGAGGACAAUCACAUGUAAUGCAAUAAAAACCUGUGUGGCAGACAUUUUAUUUUUCUUUCUUCUGUAUUUUAGGACAGGGGCAUUGGUUUCUUUACUCUAUGAGUAGUUUUAAUUUUGUUUUACUAUUUUUUUUAAACUUUUUUUUAUUUCAUUAGUUUCAAUU
Molecule: messenger RNA, 1841 nt
Organism: Scomber japonicus (chub mackerel)
Lineage: Eukaryota; Metazoa; Chordata; Actinopteri; Scombriformes; Scombridae
Gene: crtac1a
Product: cartilage acidic protein 1a
Exons: 14
Coding region: 37-1680 (547 amino acids)
Biological process (GO): axonal fasciculation
Source: RefSeq, a predicted model, not a curated record